Elaeis guineensis (African oil palm) is the source of this 788-nucleotide messenger RNA. RefSeq names its product protein GLUTAMINE DUMPER 2. Gene Ontology annotation, biological process: regulation of amino acid export. The record is from RefSeq and is a predicted model, not a curated record. NCBI's taxonomy places the organism in Eukaryota, Viridiplantae, Streptophyta, Magnoliopsida, Arecales, Arecaceae.
CCCUGCUUUCCCAUCCUCCAAUCUACAAUACCACAAAACUCCCCUCCCCUUCUCUCCCACACACCUUCUCUCUCGUCUUUUACAGUAAAAGCGAAAAAAAAUCCAAAAGGAAGGAAGAAUGAGGCCAGGAGCCGGGUUCAACGCGAUCGGAGGGACGGCGUUGGCAGCGCCGCCGCCGUCGUCGGCGGUUCCUCACUCGGCGUGGCACUCGCCGGUGCCGUACCUCUUCGGGGGACUGGCGGCGAUGCUGGGCCUCAUCGCCUUCGCUCUCUUCAUCCUCGCCUGCUCCUACUGGAAGAUCUCCGGCUACUUCGAGGGCGGAGAUGGCGAUACUGAGAAUCGGGGCGCUGGUGGCAAGGCCGGCGCCGAGCCUGCCGCCAAACCGCAGGAGAGCUUCGAACCGCGGAUCGUGGUCAUCAUGUCUGGGAGGCCCUUCCUCGCCACGCCCUGUUCCAGCCGCGCCGCCUCCUUCGGCGUCAAACCUGUCGACACCGCCGAGAGCGAGAACGUUGAUGACGGAAAGAACCCGGGAAGCGUCGUACCCGCACCGUCCGGUGAGCCCAGUCAGACCCAGAGGGAGGAGAGUGAGCAGAACCACCCAGGCCAAGGCCAUGGCCAGAACCAAGAGCAGUGAAAUAUAGCUUUUCUUUUUGUUUUUUUUCCUACUUUUUGGGUGGAAGAGAUUAGAGUUUGCUUUUUUUUAGGGGGAAAAAAAAAGAAACAUUUUGAGUCAGUGUUGUAAAUUCUUGAGUUGGAGUACUGGAAUGGAGAAAGAAAUGUUCUCUCAA